This is a messenger RNA of Rubroshorea leprosula, 1384 nucleotides long. Lineage: Eukaryota; Viridiplantae; Streptophyta; Magnoliopsida; Malvales; Dipterocarpaceae. The record is from the annotation of a GenBank genome assembly.
UCCACCAACUCCAGUUUUAUUCUUCUCACCAUUGAAAUGAGGAAUACUCUCUCUUUCUUGCUAAUAACUCUGCUAUAUUUAGCAGUAGCAGUGCUCAGUGCCAAAGAAUUUACCAGAUAUGACUUCCCUCCUGGCUUUGUUUUCGGUUCUGGCACCACUGCUUAUCAGGUGGAGGGAGCAGCAAAUGAAGAUGGGAGAACUCCUAGCAUCUGGGAUACCUUUUGCCAUGCUGUAGCAGUGCUCAGUGCCGAAGAAUUUACCAGAUAUGACUUCCCUCCUGGCUUUGUUUUCGGUUCUGGCACCACUGCUUAUCAGGUAGAGGGAGCAGCAAGUGAAGAUGGGAGGACUCCUAGCAUCUGGGAUACCUUUUGCCAUGCUGGUUGCCUCCUAUUACUCAUAUUCACUACUUAGGUUGUAGAUCCCUUGAUUUACGGAGAUUACCCUGACAUUAUGAGGAAAAAAGUUGGCUCCAGGCUCCCUUCCUUCACUAAACAAGAAUCUGAGCUUGUUAGGGGUUCAUUCGACUUCCUAGGCAUUAUACAUUACACUGCAUUUUACAUCAAAGACAACCCUAGCAGUCUGGAACCAAAGCAAAGGGACUUCAACACAGAUAUGGCUGUAUUUUUAAUCCCCGUUCUGGGCAAUUCGUCAAUGAAUGAGUUACCCUUAAAUCCUUGGGCUCUUCAAGGAGUGCUGGAGUAUUUCAAGCAAGUUUAUGGCAAUCCCCCUAUCUACAUUCAUGAAAAUGGCCAAAACACCAGGCGCAAUUCAACCUUGCAAGACACAUCAAGGGUGGAAUAUCUGCAUGCAUAUAUUGGGGCUGUGCUGGAUGCUGUGAGGAAUGGAUCCAAUACUAGAGGAUACUUCCAGUGGUCUUUGUUAGAUGUGUUUGAGUUGGAUGGCUAUGGAACCAGCUUCGGCUUCUACUACGUAGAUUUGGAUGAUCCAGAUUUGAAGAGAUAUGCAAAGCUCUCUGCUUAUUGGUAUUCCCAUUUCCUCAAGGGAGGAAGUGUCAGUUCAGAUGGCAUCGUCAAGCUCAAGAACUCGACUGCCCUUCUCCACGACAGCACUUUUCAGUAGGAUAAUAUCUAGAGAAAUGAAUAAUGAUGUUUAUUCAUCAUCCCUGUCCAAAGAUGUUGGAAUAUGAUACCUGCAUGCAUCAUUCAGUAGUAAUUAGUUAGCAAAAUAAACAUGAUUUCUGUUGGUGUAUAAAGUUCUCAUGUGAAUAGAGUUGAAUGAAAUGUAAAGAUCCCACAUUCGAGGACAAUAGUUACAAGAGUACAAUAUAUAUGUAGAGGUUCACGCUCUAGAGCGGGCCUCCCCAACAAUUUGUAACUUGAUUACCUGACUGGUUAACUUUACUAAAUAAAUAGCAUCAGCUACA